Molecule: messenger RNA, 1113 nt
Organism: Polyodon spathula (Mississippi paddlefish)
Lineage: Eukaryota; Metazoa; Chordata; Actinopteri; Acipenseriformes; Polyodontidae
Product: vesicle-associated membrane protein 7
Exons: 8
Coding region: 360-1022 (220 amino acids)
Biological process (GO): vesicle fusion; exocytosis
Cellular component (GO): SNARE complex; membrane
Molecular function (GO): SNARE binding; SNAP receptor activity
Source: RefSeq, a predicted model, not a curated record
CAAAGCAGGAGGAAGUGGCCACUGGAGCUGUUUGUGUGUGACCCAGAAGCUGAAAUUGAAAAACAGAUAAACGGUCAAGAAUAUAACGGAAAUAAGAAAUAGCUUUUUUUUAAAAAAAAAAGAAACACGAAUUUGAAUUACUGUGCUGGGAAUACAUAUUUUAACAGGUAACAGAGAUAGACAGUGGCAUGUCAUGAAGGUGUUGUUGACGGGGUAGCUCUGCGGAAGGUGUGUUUAUCUACUCGACGCCGUGCUGUCGUAACUGAGAAAGAAAGGGGAAGAAUAAACUCGUUAAUUUUUUUCAACUCUGUCAGAAUCAGAUUGCUGAGUUCCCACUGCUUCUUCUACCAGCUGUUGCCAUGGCUAUCCUCUUUGCAGUAGUAGCCCGUGGUACAACAAUCCUGGCAAAGCAUGCCUGGUGUGGAGGCAACUUCCUGGAGGUGACCGAGCAGGUACUGGCUAAGAUCCCCUCAGAGAACAACAAGCUCACCUACUCACAUGGCAAUUACCUGUUUCAUUACAUUUGUCAAGACAGAAUAAUUUUCCUUUGUAUCACAGACGAUGACUUUGAGAGAUCCAGAGCGUUUAAUUUCCUCAAUGAGAUUAAGAAGCGCUUCCAGACAACGUACGGCUCGCGGGCACAGACGGCACUGCCCUACGCCAUGAACAGCGAGUUCUCCAGCCUGCUCGCAGCUCAGAUGAAGCACCAUUCAGACAUCAAGGGCUCUGACCGCGUGACGGAGACUCAGACCCAGGUGGAUGAGCUCAAAGGCAUCAUGGUCAGAAACAUUGAUUUGGUGGCACAGAGAGGAGAAAGACUGGAGCUGCUAAUAGACAAGACAGAGAGCCUGGUGGAUUCAUCCGUCACGUUCAAAACCACAAGCAGGAACCUGGCCCGGUCAAUGUGCAUGAAAAACUUCAAGCUCACCAUUAUAAUAGCGGUGGUAUCCCUUAUUGUGAUCUAUGUCAUCGUCUCCGCAGCCUGUGGUGGGCUCAGCUGGCCAAGCUGUGUCAAAAAGUAACAGGCAGAGGAACGCACCAUAGCAUGAGGCCCCCAUUGAGGGAACAGAACUGUACAACCAACCGACUGAUAACCAGUCUUGGAGCUCAUCC